AUGGACGCCGACUACCCGGCCCUGGAGCCCCCGCUCUGCAGCGAGCUCAAGCUGCUGUGCCGCCGGCUGCAGGAGGCCUACCGCGAGCUCCGCGAGGACCUCGCGCCCUUCAAGGAUGACCGCUACUACAGGCUGGCGCCCAUGCGGCUCUAUACGCUCUCCAAGCGCCACUUCGUCCUCGUGUUUGUCAUCUUCUUCAUCUGUUUCGGCCUGACCGUCUUCGUUGGGAUCAAAGGACCCAAAGUGAUCCAGACUUCUGCAGCUAAUUUUUCACUGAACAAUAGCAAAAAGCUAAGGCCAAUUCAAAUUCGCUCAAACCCACUCUCUACAUAUAAUCAGCAACUCUGGCUGACGUGUGUGGUUGAGUUGGAGCCAACACAAGACAUCUCUAUUCAAACCAGCUUUUCAAUGACCGUGAAAGUCAGUGGUGUGGCUCAAGAUGGGACCACCAUGUACAUUCAUAACAAGGUUCACAAUCGGACGCGGACCCUCACGUGUGCAGGGAAAUGUGCAGAAAUUAUUGUGGCUCACCUUGGCUACCUGAAUUACACACAGUAUACGGUGACCGUGGGAUUCGAGAACCUGAACCAGCCCAUCAAAGAGAUGAACUUCACAUGGAAGACUUAUAACCCUGCAUUUUCCCAGUUGGAAAUUUGGUUCCGCUUUGUCUUCGUGGUACUUACCUUCAUUGUUACCUGCCUGUUCGCUCAUUCCCUGCGCAAGUUUUCCAUGCGAGACUGGGGCAUCGAGCAGAAGUGGAUGUCUGUCCUCCUGCCGCUGCUUCUGCUGUACAACGACCCAUUCUUCCCCCUCUCCUUCCUGGUAAACAGCUGGUUCCCAGGGAUGCUAGAUGACCUUUUCCAGUCUCUGUUCCUGUGUGCCCUCCUGCUCUUCUGGCUGUGUGUGUAUCAUGGGAUACGGGUCCAGGGAGAAAGAAAGUGUUUAACUUUCUAUUUGCCUAAAUUCUUCAUUGUUGGACUAUUGUGGCUGGCUUCUGUUACGCUGGGAAUAUGGCAAACAGUUAACGAAUUACAUGAUCCAAUGUACCAGUAUCGAGUUGACACUGGAAAUUUUCAGGGCAUGAAGAUCGUGUUCAUGGUGGUGGCCACCAUGUAUAUCCUAUACCUCCUCUUCUUGAUUGUUCGGGCAUGCUCCGAGCUCCGUCACAUGCCUUAUGUGGAUCUCAGGUUGAAGUUUCUGACUGCGCUGACCUUUGUCGUGCUGGUUAUUAGCAUCAUCAUCCUUUAUUUGAGGUUCGGAGCACAAGUCCUACAAGACAACUUUGUAGCAGAACUGUCCGCUCACUAUCAGAACUCAGCUGAAUUCUUAUCUUUCUAUGGCUUGUUGAACUUUUACCUCUACACGUUGGCCUUUGUGUAUUCCCCGUCAAAGAAUGCUCUGUAUGAGUCCCAGCUGAAGGACAACCCUGCAUUUUCCAUGCUGAAUGAUUCUGAUGACGAUGUCAUCUAUGGGAGUGACUAUGAAGAAAUGCCCCUGCAGAACGGCCAGGCCAUCCGGGCCAAGUACAAGGAGGAGUCUGACAGCGACUGAGCCGUGGGUGGCAGGCGGGCGGCAGGGAGGCCAGAGGCCGUCCUCAGAGGUGGAUCUGGUCCUCCCUCCCCCCUGCUGAUGUUCGGACUGGUCUUGUAAGCAAAGGUUUCCUGUUAUUUGUUUACAUGUUUUUUAAAGAAAAACCAAAACUGUUUUAAAUGCUGGGCCAAGUCUGUUGCCAGGGUAGCUCCAUUAUUUGGGAAGAAAGUGGAUGAAAAAUUAAAAGGACAAAUUCUUUCAUAAAGAUGUCACAAGGAAGAGAGAGAGAGAGAAUGAGAAUGUUUUCAGUGGUAUGGAGAAAUUCAUUACUU
Molecule: messenger RNA, 1862 nt
Organism: Jaculus jaculus (lesser Egyptian jerboa)
Lineage: Eukaryota; Metazoa; Chordata; Mammalia; Rodentia; Dipodidae
Gene: Tmem181
Product: transmembrane protein 181
Exons: 17
Coding region: 1-1551 (516 amino acids)
Molecular function (GO): toxic substance binding
Source: RefSeq, a predicted model, not a curated record